AUGUCGAUUGUUGUGGAUGUCAACAGAGUAUCAGAUAUCUGUGAGAGUUCAAGUAGGAGAACCCGAGAUGAAAGUGUCUUUGAGAAAUUGAAGAAGGCGGCUCAAGAUGGAGACAUCGAAGAAUUGUAUAAACUGAUAGCUGAGGAACAAAACAUUCUAGACCACUUUGAUGAAGUGCCUUUCUGUGAGACGCCAUUACACCUGGCAGCUGAAAACGGGAAAACCCAUUUUGCGAUGGAACUAGUGACUCUUAAGCCGUCGCUUGCAUUGAAGCUAAACGUGUCAGGCUUCAGCCCAAUCCAUUUAGCCCUGCAAAACAACCACGUGAGAAUGGUUCUGUUUGGAUGGAUCAAGAGAGCGAACAGGGUGGAAAUCUUGGAUUGGAAGGAUGAAGACGGUAACACAGUCUUCCAUAUUGCUGCAGCUAUCAAUCAGACUGAGGUCAUGGCGUUGCUACGUAAAAGCGUUAAAAUAGCAGCCAAGAAUUUGAAUGGCAAAACGGCGAUGGAUAUAUUCGAAGCUCACCAGCCUCCUUGUUUCCCUGAAGCAAGAACAAUUCUCCGUAGUGCCAAAGAAAGGCUAUUUAGUUGUUCCACAAUAACUCUUGCAGAAUAUUUGAGCAAAGAUCUAACGUUUCUCGAGAAACGGAACAAUUUCUUAGGGCUGAGCAAUUUAAGCAUAUCUAGAGCCAGACCUCUAACCAGUAGCCAUCGCCGUGAUGCAAUAUAUGUGGUGGUUAUACUUAUAAUAACAACUUCAUUCCAGGCUGGUUUUAGUCCUCCAGGCGGAUUUUGGCAGGAGGACGGCGUGGAUCAUCAUAACGUCUAUCACAAAGCUGGGCAAAUGACUAUGUCUUUCUCCAAUGCCUUAAUUUUUAAUGGCUUCAACGGGUUUGCCUUCUUAUCAUCCCUAUACGUGAUCAUGAUCCUCACAAUUGGACUUCCCAUGUGGAAGUUAAUCUAUUGUUCAACGGCGUGUUUAGGUCUCGCUUUGUUAGCAUCAUACGGCACUAUAUUCCCGUAUCCUGAUGACAGCUAUAUAGGGUAUAUCCCAUUGAUCGCCUUCGUCUAUGUAUUCCCAUUGAUUAUCACAAUCAUGCUGUUUAGUGUUUUCAUGGCAUUCAUUGUUGACAAACGUGGCCGGAGACUAGUAGACUUCCCGGCGAGCUGCUUCAGCUCAUCUCAUGAGUUGUCGCUAUGAUCAUUAGAAUACGUUGAAAACAUGAUACCAUGCACGAGGAAUAUUAGUUAUCUUUCAAUGUGGGACUAUGAUGU
This is a messenger RNA of Brassica oleracea var. oleracea, 1274 nucleotides long. RefSeq lists its product as uncharacterized. The record is from RefSeq and is a predicted model, not a curated record. Gene Ontology annotation, molecular function: protein binding. The coding region runs from base 1 to 1200 and encodes 399 amino acids. The transcript is spliced from 3 exons. Lineage: Eukaryota; Viridiplantae; Streptophyta; Magnoliopsida; Brassicales; Brassicaceae.